CAAUUGCAUUCUCUUUAUGAAUAGAACUGGAGGGUGGAAGGGUGAAGCGGAGAAGCGGAGGAGAUAAAGACUGCAUCAGACACACAGGAAACCAUUGGAUGUGGACAGGUGAAGAAGAGGUUAUCAGAUAGAUAAGGCAUGGAGUUAUCAGUUUUUCACUGUUCAAAGUGACCGUUGUCGCAAAAGAGAAUAUAGAGUGUUGCAACAAACAAUUUACCAGACGACCGUCAUUAUAGUUGAGGCUGAAAUUACUUCCAGGUGUUUGACUUGUGCUAGUAACAAUUGAAAUGAUGACCAAUAUGAAUGGGGACUCAGUCAGUAGUCAUUUUUGUUUUAUUUCAAAAUGUAAAAACUAUGGAAUGCCUAGCAAAAUACACCAUGCACUCAUUUUACUCUUGAAUAUCUUCACAACAGGUCAACAGUGUAAUAAUAUUCAAACAUGUCAGAGUAGGAUCAAAAGUUCACCCAUAACGUUCACCCAUUUACCCCAACCUCUGGGGUAAAUGAAUGCAUCAGUUGGCUAAGGUGAAAACAACAAAUGAUGAGAGACACUUUUUUGAUAAGGGUGAUAUUUGAUAUUUGGUUCUCUUUUUUGAGCUGUACACCACAGGGGAAAAUGAUCUGUUACAAACUAAACAAUUUCUUUGUUAUUUGCAUUUCCACCCAAUGGGAGUGGGGGCCCUCAGGUGUUGUGUAAUGUUUAAGCAGUGUAAGAAAAGAAGCCACAAACCAGUAUCGCAUUCACAGCUUAUGAUUAUGAUUCAGGCAUAAAUUAAAGGGUAAUUACCAUGCUUCUUAGAGAGUCUGGGGUACAUUUUACCCUCUGUUCAAUCUUGAAAACAUAUUUUGUACAACAGUCUUUUAAUGAAAACACAAACAUGUUCUGAACACAGAACAAAAUAAACAUGUUUGCUGAUAGGCGUAUUUCUGUGGAGUCCUAUUAAAUACCUUGUGCCACAAAUAGGAGGGUUGGGUAGGCGACCUGGCUCCUGCGCCUUUAAUUCCUUUCUAAACUCAGGUUGAGGGUGCCCAAGCCACGAUUCGUGCCAGUACCGCCACUGGAUGUCCAAAGGUUGGCGAGGCCGUGUGUGGACAGAUCUACUAUACACUGCUUAAUUUGUUAGUUUGACUGUUAGGGUUGGUCCUGAUACCUAAAGAAAACUCGGAGAGGGUUCGAGGAUUAGCUUUUUACUCGUUCGAAAAAAUGACUGAUUAAAAACUAAACUUUCUGAAGAGUUUGGGCUAAUCAUAAAAUAUCCCCACAUGGUUAGUAGUGCAGCUGAGUGUUUUAGCCGACGAAAUCCACUAAUCCAGAGAAAUAAAGAAACCUGCUGCGUGGUUAUUUUUGUAUGUUUUUUAUUCCGUGGACGUGACUCCCAAGUCGAAUUCCUGGAUUUUGUGCAUAAAGCGCAAAUGAAAGCUGUGUUAUCGCUGCCGUGUAAGGUAGGCUGGACGACUAAGGCGUAAGGAUCAAGUCUGUUGAGAGGCAAACUAUUUUGUGCAGUUUGAGGUGCGGCGGGGAGGAUCUGUGGCUUAGAGCCAUCACGGAGCUGCUGGAAGGAGAAGCAUUCUUCACCGUUAGGAGAGGGCGGAGGGACGGAGGAGAGGAGAGGGAGGGAGAGGUGAUCGGAGCAGGCACGUCGCACUAUCAACUGAAUCCAUCUUGGAAAACAGCUCGCAGGGAGUCAGAGCUCUGAACCGCGCAGGCAGAGGAAGAGUUGAACCUCCCGACUUUUACAGCGCACACGGACGGACGCAGCUGGCCGGGAUGGCCCGGGUCGGAUCAGGGGAGUGCGUCCUCACCGCGCGGAGACGGUGUCUGAGCGGGGAGCCGCGUUCCUCGGUCCCGGUGCGCCGCGGACUGUGCUGAGUGGAAGCGGUGUAGCUCACUCCCUUACUCAAACAAACGGUAAAAAAAAAAAAAAAAAAAAGAAGAAAAGUGCGGACGGGGUGAGAGCGGAGACUCAUGCUGGAUAAUAAUAUUAAGCUGUUCCGUGGAGUCGUCGGGUCCAAGCCGCCGAUCGGAGCCCUUUACGCACGGACAUACAGAAAGACCGCAUGAAGGACGGAGGCUUGGUGAGAGGGCAAAAGUUAAAUGCGGUUGCGGGGUUCGAGAUGGACACGGGAUCGCAAAAGGUCUCUGGAUCCGAAUGUCGUCCCCCGUGGGCUUUGCGGUGGUUUGGGACCAGCAGUGUGUGACGGACAGGCGAGCAAAGUCUGUGGCGGCCUUCUCCUGUUCGUCUUCAAAUUGGCUCCGGCUGAGCUCUGUGUGGAGCAGUGAGUGAAGGAUUCUGCUAUUGUUUGACAUCUCAGCAUGGAUGGAGUCGCCACCACAAAUGAGGCCGUCGCUCUUCAGCUGAGGACCGGCAUUUACAGGAUUACUGCCUUUGUUUCCAUCUCCAUUCCCAAAUAAUUGUCUUGUUGCAAGAGUUUCCUUAAGUGGACCUUUUUGCGGUGUUAGUUUUUUGGUGGAUACGUACAGGUUAUUGCCUUUUUUGAGGGGGUUAUUGUUUUAUUUUUGGUUUCCUUUUUGCCUUUUUUUGUUUUUUCUCACUAUGGAGUUUCUGGCUGGACCGUGGAAUAAAGAUUGGGCCUCAUUUUUGCAGUUUUGGUUGACUGUCAUCCUUAGCCUUCAAAUGCAGUUCAGCCCGAUUGCUUCUUGUCCCCAAGUGUGUCGCUGUGAUAAAGUGUUUAUAUACUGCAACGAACGCAGCCUGACAUCAGUGCCUCUGGGGAUAGGGGAGGGCUACAACAUCCUCUACCUACACAACAACCAGAUCAACAAUGCUGGCUUCCCUGUGGAAUUUCACAAUAUAGAAUCCAUAGAAGUUGUUUUUCUAUAUGGCAACCAACUGGAUGAAUUCCCCAUCAAUCUGCCCAAAAACACAAAAGCCCUGCAUCUUCAGGAGAACAACAUCCAAACAAUCUCUAGAGCAGCCUUGGCUCAGUUGAGUAAACUUGAGGAGCUGCACCUCGAUGAUAAUUCCAUUUCUACAGUGGGGGUGGAAGAAGGGGCCUUUAGGGAGGCGCAAAGCCUUAAGCUCCUUUUCCUCACCAAGAACCACUUAAGCAGUGUUCCUAUUGGCCUUCCUGAGGACUUGAAGGAGCUGCGGUUGGAUGAGAACCGCAUUGCUGUUAUUGCAGAGGAGGCUUUUCAGAAUGUGACACGCCUGCAGCGCCUUCUGCUGGACGGGAACCUACUGACGGACGAAGGCAUUGCGCCAGGGACUUUUAAGGAACUGGGCUCUCUUCGAGAACUGGCCCUGGCUAGGAAUUCCCUCACCUUUCCCCCACCCCUCUUACCCAGCCAGUCACUGGUCAAGCUCAGUCUCCAGGAAAACCUGAUCGACCAGAUCCCUGUAGCGGCCUUUGCAGACCUAAACAGGCUAGAAAAACUGGAUAUUUCCUCUAACCAGCUGCAGACUCUUACCCAGGGUGUGUUUGAUGGCCUGUCGAGCCUGAAGCACCUCAUAGUGCGCAGCAACCCCUGGCGUUGUGACUGCUCUGUGAAAUGGGUGGUGGUGUGGCUCAAGUCUUUGCCGUCUUCCAUCAACGCCAGGGGGUUUGUGUGUAACAGUCCAGAGAAGGUGCGAGGCAUGACAAUCAGAGAGCUCACGCUGGAUAUUAUUGAGUGCCCUAUUUUCCCUGACCAGACGCCUUGGCCCACCCUCCGCUCCACUCCUCCUCCCCCACCCACCACUGCCCCUAUUACCACCAUGACCUCCACCCUCAUUACCACAUAUAACCCUUACUACUUUGACUCCCCCUCCCCUCCCUUACCACCUGUUCAUAAUAACCCCCCUGGACCUCUUCCUCCCUAUGAGGAUCCCCUUCAAAUUUCCUUUCAUGUGGUCAACUCCACCAACAUUGAGGUGAGCUGGGCGUCCUAUUUCACAGUCAUGGCCUACAAAGUCACUUGGGUCAAAAGAAGCCAAAGCCAAAAUGAAGGGAUGCGGGAGAGGACAGUUAGUGGGGAUCGACGGCAUCUCAUCCUCACCAACCUUGAGCCACGCUCGGUCUAUCGGAUCUGCGUUCACGUUCUGGACACCCUCAACUCCUACAGGCCGGGAGAGGAUACAAUCUGCUCCGAGGCUAGGACCAAGGCACCCGCUUCCACUAAGUCUCCCGGGCGUGAGCAAGCCCCACCGGACAGCCUGAACUCCACGCUGCUCAUGGCUGGGAUUAUCGGCGGAGCAGUUCUCAUCAUUCUGGUCACGCUACUGGGCUUGUUCUGCUGGCACAUGCAUCGAAAGAGCCGGUCAUCCUCGACCCAGUGGAAAUACAACCGUGGCCGGAGAAAAGACGACUACUGCGAGGCAGGAACCAAGAAGGACAACUCCAUCCUGGAGAUGACAGAGACCAGUUUCCAGAUAGUGGCUCUGAACAAUGAGCAGCUGCUCAAAGGAGACUUCCGGAUUCAGCCCAUCUACACACCCAAUGGGGGCAUUGGAUUUAGAGACUGUCACCUCAGCAACAACAGCAUAGCCUACUGCAAGAGCAGCAACGUGCCCAGUACAGAGUUCUGCCACACAUGAUGCAGUAUUCGGAGGGACACAUACCAGAAACAACUGUUUAAAUACACACUCUUUGUGUAGAUGACAUCUAAAAAAAUACAAAAAUUCUAGUGAAAUAUAACUGUAACAUAUAUAUUUCCAAGAUCUGUCUACAAUGUAAUUUAUACUGUGGAUAAUUAUGUGGGAUUCUCUGCUAUCUUUUUUAUUCUUAGAAAAAAAAGAGAAGUGUUUUCUUUCUUUUUUUAUAACCUGCAGGGUUUUGAAAGUCAUCUCAAUGGUCAGUACUGUACAUGAACAUGGGUUUGUACAAUCACAGCACCCACGGUGUAGCUCUUGACAGACGUAGCGUCAGCCUCGGAAACAUAAGGGCCGCCUUAGAGGGCGGGGAUCCUUUGCUAACCACAGAAAAAAAUUAAUGCCUUUUCUGGUUAAAAAUCCUCACACCCCAAAAUUAUCAUCCCCCUCCAACCAGCCAACCCCACCAAUUGGAACAGAACAAGGGGAAUUACUGCUGAUUUGAUUUGUUGUAGGAAAUUUAUUACUGGUUGUUGUGAAAAAAAAACAAAAACCUGCCGCCUGGCAGGAAAUGAGCCGAGGUUGUAAUCGUAUGUCGGGGAUGGAGAAUGUCAUCCAUAGGUUGAUGUUGUAAUGUUGAAAACCCUGAAAUUUCCCCAAAAGUGCCACAACACUAAAAAGCGCCUUUGUUCUAUUGCUUUACAGAGGAGAUAAGGAUGGAUUAGUCAGGACACAAACAAAUUCUAGAAAAAGGAUGUGCUCUUUUCAGAAAAAUAAUGUGGGCUUAAAAGCAACAAAAUAUUGUAGUCUCUAAUGAGUUGUUUGGAUCCCCUGAGAAUUUUAAUUGUGAUUUGCUCUUAUUCUAUUUUCUUUCAAUUCAUAUGGCCACAAGGGGGCAGUUUUUCCUUCAACGAUGUGUGUGGGAUAGAGUAAUGGUAGAGAGGGCAGAGAUCAGUUUACCUCCACCAUUCCCCCAGAGCCCAUUGCCUAGACAACAUUACUCAUGCUCAAGCAGCUUUGUGUGGAGUAUUCAUGCUUAUCGAGCUACUUAAUGACGAGGAAGCAUUUAAAACUAACAGUAUUUUUUUAGUGUUUGGUGGCUAAAUGAUAUGGAUUUUCAACUGCUGUCUAUUACAGCAUAAAGAUUCCUCUGAGAGUGGAGCAAAAAAAAAGUAUGAUGAAUUUGGAGAUGGCUCACACUUAACGCUAAUUAUACACCCACAUAUUUCAUCAUUGUCCCAGCGUUUAUUAGGCAUAGUGAUGAAUUAGGAAAUUACUUUGAGAUCACACCCCACCCAUGAUCAUACACAGUGCUGUGACCGGGCACCUUGUCUAGCUCAUCAUUAUUUAUCCCUUUGUCUCUGCUCGUGAGACGCCUUAUUUCAUAUUCGGUUUGCUCGUCUCGAACAAUGCACCUGCUCUCUUCACGGCAGUAGUAGCUGGAAGGAUGAUUCGCAGUCUGUCCAACUCGAUUUACCCUCCAUUCCAGGCUGCAUGCUCUGAUCCCUGCAUGGGCUCAAUUAAAACCCUUCUUCUGCCCUUUGGCUCAUACGUUGCAGCAGCAGCAAUUCAACAUGUGAGAGGUCUCCAUUUAUGCACCUCUUAGGACUUUUUUUGAUCUGAGACAAUUUAAUUUUAAUGGGCCAAGCUUAAAGAAUUCCCACCCACCUCUUUUCUCAUAAUCCUACCAAAAAAGGGAGAAAUUAUGUCAGCCUUAUUUUCACUUGGCUGCAUGACGCUCUCUCUAGAGGAUACAGUCUUUAACUCUUUGCGAGUCUCCACAGAUGUCUCUGCUCCAACAUGUUUUAUAAAGUAGUAGACGUUUGAAGCAGAAUUAUGUCCAAGGGCUCAUAACACACUUUUUCCAGAUUGUCAAGAUCAUCUCUAAGGAUUUUUUGCAACAAUCUGAGUAUCUCAAAAUUUGUUGUAUUUGAUUUUAAUCCCAGCAGCAGACCCCAGUGCCAAACAAUUCAGCAGAGAAAUGCACUAAAUAGAUUAAACCAUCUGAUUAAAUCAUUUGUCGUCAUAAUUUGCUGUGCCGACCCCUGAAAGAGAAAAGCCGUAAGAAAAAGGAGUCACAACUUUCCAUAUAAAAUUGUGUUUUUUUAUUAUAUUUGUUUGCAAAUUGAGACACUAGCUGAAGUUGUUAAUUUAAAGUGAUCAUGAGCCAAUUUUCAUCAGAAUGGCUUUAAAUUAUUAUCAUCACAUCUAACCACAACGUGUACCAGUCACAAGUAGGAUAACUAGAAGAAUUUAAUUUACAGUAGCUACAAUGUGACUACAAGUUUCAAAGUGACAAAUCAACAGUUCAUUAUUGGCUGUUGAUGAACCUCUGAUUUUUCCAAGUCGGAAUUGCAGCUUUUUUGUUUCUGCUGUUUUAGUUGAUUUUUCUUUACUUGAUUUGACACUAUUUGAUUUUAAGGCAUCAAGUUUCAAGAAUUACCACCUUCCUCUGAGCUGUGCAGAAAAAUCUGCAGAGCUCAUUUUUUUAUUGGCUGUAUAAAACUCACUCUAGAAGAUUAUCUUUACCUCUUUGUGAAGCUCCACAGAUUAAGUUGUUUGAACAGAUUUUACAAAGUAGGUGAAACAGUUAAAGGAGAAUAAUUUUGAAAAGCUUGUUCCAAAUCAUUGAGGUAAUCUGUAGACGGACUUAAUCUAAGGCUCAGAGUAUCGCAAUUGUAGUUUCACUUCAUUCUAAUUUCAGCAGCACCACAGACUUAUUUUCUUUUCUAAUUAUGUCUUACACAUAAAAUCAAGUUGAUAUUUCCUGUGUUCAUUUACAGUUAAGCACAUUAUUUAUAUAUCUGGUAUGUUUAGAUUUAAAAUAAGAUUUAAAAUAUUUAUUCAGUCAAGAAGUUUGUUUCUGACAGAAAAUGAGACAUAGAUGUAAGCUAACAAAAUAAUGUACCAGAAGUAUCAACUUCUAAAAAAAAUAAUUCCA
This is a messenger RNA of Girardinichthys multiradiatus, 7470 nucleotides long. It is a transcript of the gene flrt2, whose product is annotated as fibronectin leucine rich transmembrane protein 2. The transcript has 2 exons. The coding region runs from base 2556 to 4535 and encodes 659 amino acids. Gene Ontology annotation, molecular function: protein binding. The record is from RefSeq and is a predicted model, not a curated record. Lineage: Eukaryota; Metazoa; Chordata; Actinopteri; Cyprinodontiformes; Goodeidae.